AUGGUAAGAGAGGUGAACAAGUACCCAAUGGUCACUCUGGGUGAGCUCCACAGAACCAGUGUGGAGAUGGCCGCAACUUCGAAAAUGGCAACCAUCACUGCAACACUCCACUGGGCUCUGGGCUUUAUAAUAGCAUGGCCAGGAUACAAGAUUCCCUGGUCUGAUGAAGGCGACCCCCUGUUAAAGUACGUCGCCCCGACGGUUUUACACCAGUGUCACCUCGCUGUCACAACCUGCAUCGUGGAAUUUGCCAAAGUGAAUGCUAACAAGUCGACCAUCACUGAGAACAAAUUAAAGGUGGAAGGCUGGCUAGAAAGUUUAGGAAGAUGCCCGCCGCACAUCUGUGAUGUCACCUGACGUCUGGAUUAUCAGAUCAAGAACAGCUAUGUGCAUCCCCGGGUGGACGAGCCCUUCUAUCUGAUUACUCUCACGGAUGAAAUUAGUUUUAGCUGCUUGAUGGAGCAACUGCAGGAUUUCCUGGGGAAAAUGAAAGAUGCUUCAAAAGCUGUGGAAAAGGCCCCUCAAAUGUGA
Messenger RNA from Erpetoichthys calabaricus (reedfish), 531 nucleotides. RefSeq names its product COMM domain containing 3 (gene commd3). Lineage: Eukaryota; Metazoa; Chordata; Cladistia; Polypteriformes; Polypteridae. Gene Ontology annotation, biological process: sodium ion transport. The record is from RefSeq and is a predicted model, not a curated record.